This is a messenger RNA of Lagopus muta (rock ptarmigan), 3006 nucleotides long. RefSeq names its product chromosome 15 C16orf96 homolog (gene C15H16orf96). The transcript has 15 exons. NCBI's taxonomy places the organism in Eukaryota, Metazoa, Chordata, Aves, Galliformes, Phasianidae. Bases 17 to 1714 code for a protein of 565 amino acids. The record is from RefSeq and is a predicted model, not a curated record.
GGGCGAAGGAGGCGACAUGAGCGUGGCGGUCACGUUGGCGGAGCUGGCGGAUGUCGCCUUCCGCACGGCCCGUGGCUGCGGUGUCAACGCCGGCGCCCUGCAGCUCCUCCUGCGCGGGCUGCUGGAGCACCUGCGGCUGCAAAAUGCCGCCACGCACCUCUCCGAGGACGAGAGGGGCCUCCUGCAGCCCGAGGUCAGCGCCAGGCCCCCCAUUCUCCUCCAUCCGGGCCAUCCUGGCGGGUCCCUGGGUGUGACGGAGCUGCCGAGCUCUGGGCAGGGACCUGGCACGCCGGCCGCUGACACGGAGCAGAUGGUGCAGCUGAGGAAGAGGAUAGAGGUGAUUGAGGAGGGGAUGACGAAGGUCACAGACACACUACAGGAGGUGCUCACCAACACCUGCUCCCUGAAAACCACCAUCCAGGCCUUCCAGGAAGAGCUGCAGCUCCUGAAGGACAGUUUCCAGAAGACUGGUCUGGAGGAGCUGCGAGAGCAGGUGAUACAGCAGGACAAACACAGCCACCUCCUGCAGAACAUCCUGAGCCAAAUGGUGGAGGUGCGGCAGCAGCUGAGCUCCUUCCCCUGGCAGACCGGAAUGCUGUGCUCGCUCUGCAGGCUGCCUGCUGGUGAGAAGCUUUCCAGCCAGGACCUCAUCCCUGAGUCCUCACAGGAGCCAGCUCUCGAGGCCCCAUGCAGGCUGAGCGGGCUGUUGGAGCAGCACGAGAGUGUGGAGACCUGCAUCACCUGCAGCAAGAGCACGCUUCAGCAGCACGCUGGCCGGGGGACCUCAGAGGAUGUGGCCACGGAGAAGAUGCGGGGAGAAGGGUCAGAUUUCGGCAGGGAGGUGCUGAACCAGGUGGGACAGCUGCAAGAGCAGUGCACAAGACUCCAGGAGGCUGCAGAGCAGCUGUGGGGUGACUCCAAGGACACUCAGAAAGCAGAUGAGACUACACUGGAGACCAAAGCAAGCCAGGAUGAGUUGCAAAAUACCAUGGCCCAGCUGAGUGAGAUGAUGCAGGACUUGCUGCAGAGGAUGUUCCUGCAUGGCCAGGACAGGCAUAAAGCCUCAGAGCUCACCAGAGAGAGGAACUCCAAGGCACAGCGGCAGCAGACUUGGAGGCUCAGCAAGCAGUGCCACUGCCAGAGACCUUACUUUGACACCAGCAGUGCCAACAGACUCAAGAGGAACCUCUUUGAUCCCAUGAAGUGCAUCUCCUGUGACAGACCUCUGGCCGCAGCCCCAAGGCUGCCUUUGGUGACAGUCCGCAAGGCCACUGCUGGUGGCUCCGACUGCCUGGCACAGCAGCUGCCAGGAAGGGAGACCGAAGGGCGCAACCAGAUCAGCCAGGGUCCCACAGCUCCCACCAGGCCACCGUCUGCCUCCAGCUCCCUCACUACCAUCUGUCCCUUCGGAGUCCCUGCAGACCUCACCUACAACAAUGGUCAAGUGGAUAUUUUGGGCAUUGAUGGAAUCAUCUACAAGGGCAGGCUAAGCUCACAGGCCACCAAUGGCGCAGCCACUCGGGGCAGGGACUUCCCAGGCACAAAAUCCCCUCAGCCCUCUGCCCAGCACACUGCAGAGAAGGUGCGCCGCAACCCCAAGUAUGGCAGCCAAUACGUGUCCCCGUACUCAUGUGCUGCCAUGCGGACAAGGAUGGUCUCCUCAGCGGGUCGCUGGCCGGCCUCUGCUGGCGGCAGCAGGAUGGCAGGUGUAUGAGCUGGCUGCGGGUGGUGUGAGUGUACAGCAAGGGGCUUCAGGGAUUGGAGGGGUGGGGGCCAUGCUGCCCCAGCCUCUCCUUCCCCCUCACAGCCUCUUAUCACAGCAGGGUAACACCAUAUGCCAUAAAUCUCUCUCCUCUGCUGCCUGGGCUCUGUGUGGUUCCUGAGCAUACAGGGCAUCCUGGGGGAGGACCUUGCAGAGAUCCUGGUGCAGCCUCCAGGAUGGGGCAGUGCAGGUGGUUCCUGCCCCAUUUUAGCCCCAGCCAGGUGUGGGCUGCUCUCCCCACAGCACUUUGAGAUGCCUCCCCAGAGGGAUGCUUCUGGAUCAUGCUGAGUCCCAGUGAGCUCUCUAACCAGUCCACAGGUCCCUGGUUAGCCCUGGGCUGGAGCAUGUCUCCUACAAAGGCAGGCUGAGGAAGCUGGGCUUGUUAAUCCUGGGGAAGAGAAGGCUCUGGAGAGACUCACUGCAGCCUUUCCGUAUAUAAAAGGAGCUUGUAAGAAUGAUGGACUUCUACAGGGCUCUGUACUGACAAGGAGCAGCAGUUUUAAACUAAAAGAGGGGACAUUUAGGUUGGAUAUAGGAAAGAAAUUUGUCACGCAGAGCACAGUGAUGCCCUGACCAGAGUCAUGAGUGCCCCAUCCUUGGAGAUACCCAAGGCUGUGGAUGGGGCCCUGGGCAGUCUGAGUUGGUGGGAGGUGUUACUGCCCAUGGUGGGGUUGGACUGGAUGUUCUUCACAUCCCACCACUGCUGCAAACGAAGCAGAGACACUGGGUUCAAAGCAGAGCGUGUAUUGCAAGCAGCUGCGACAUGUCCAGAGAGACUUGCAGCUGCCAGGAGAAGAAAAGAACAGAGGGGUUAAAAAUGAUCCCAGUCUGUAGGGUUACACUUUGUCAUGCAAAAAGCCCCAGGGCAAACCCCAUCCCAGGAGGGUGAGGGGAUGUUGUGUGGCUCACCCAGGGCUCCGCAUCUGCCCCCGGGGCUCUGCGCCUGCCUCAGCCCUGCUCACCCCCAGCACAGCAGUACAGGGUGCAGGAGCAGCCCUUGCUCUCCUUCUUCUCCUCAUGAAGAACCAAUAUGGGGUAUCUGCCCCCCCCAUCCUGCCACAUGAGGCCAAAGGAAGGGGGCACUUGGGCAAGGUCUGGCGCAGGGACCGUGAAGAAGGAGCCUCUUCCUCCGUAAGUGUUACUUGCAUGCAAAUUCCAGUGUCCCAAAGGAGGGGGCUGCACCCUCCCCGAGUCCAGGCAGAGGCUGGCAGCAGUCUGUCCCACGCAGCCUCCCGCUGUCCCUG